This is a messenger RNA of Puccinia graminis f. sp. tritici CRL 75-36-700-3, 1526 nucleotides long. RefSeq lists its product as uncharacterized. Bases 234 to 1310 code for a protein of 358 amino acids. Lineage: Eukaryota; Fungi; Basidiomycota; Pucciniomycetes; Pucciniales; Pucciniaceae. The record is from RefSeq and is a predicted model, not a curated record. The transcript has 4 exons. Gene Ontology annotation, molecular function: hydrolase activity.
GAAACAAAACCAACAUCCUUGGUGCGCAUGUGCAUAGGUCCCCAGUCUUCAAGCGCUAUUUUUUUUCGAUAUCUUCAUAACAUACUUUCGUGCCCAUAUACACUCGGAAAAAGAAAGUUCAAUUUGCUCGUGUCCAUAUAUAAACUAGCUAUUAAAUAACUAUUUGGAACUUGAUCUCCCUCUGCUAAAGGCACCACCGAAGAUUUCUUAUCAAGGAGAAUCUAUUCCAGAGAAUGGUGUCCAUCAGCUUCAAGAGCUUUCUUCUACUUGUGAUCAACCUUCAAGAAUCAGUGAAGAGCGCGAGUGUUAACAGGGCGACUCUGUCCAAGCGCCAAUUCGAUCUCAGUAGCCUAACUGGUUCUCUUGGUGGAGGUAGCAUACCUGGCAUCGGCGGCACUUCUGGUUCGGGCUCUGGCUCCGGGGGGAGUGGACUUGGAGGUUUCCCAUCCAUCGGUUCUGGAACUGGUGGUGGACUCGGUGGGCUAGGUUCCGGUUCCGCUGGCGGACUCGGCAGUUUCCCUGGGAUGGGCUCUGGUGGCGGGACUGGCGGACUCGGUGGUUUAUCUGGGAUGGCCUCCGGCAGCGGGAUCGGAGGGCUUGGUGGUUUGCCAGGCAUGGGAUCCGGUUCAUCCGGAACGGCUUCCAGUUCCAAUAGUGACGGCGCAUCCCUGAAUGGUCAAAGUAAAUCACAAGGCUCUUCCGGGGGAUGUCCAUCUUAUUACAUGAUAGGGGCUCGAGGAACCAGCGAGGGACCAGGUGGCUCUAUAGCUUACAAUGCCCUGUACCAGAAAGUCUUGGCUAGUGUUCCUGGAGGAGCAAAAGAAGAACUCCAGUAUUCAACUUCGGCCGACUAUUCCGUCACUGUAACCCAAGGGGCACAGACUGAAGUAAAAAUGAUCACGGGCGAAAUCUCUAAGUGUCCGAAAACAGUCUUUGUUUUGCUUGGUUACUCGAAAGGAGCUAUGGUCCAGACCCAGACUCUGAACAACAAGGAGAUCCCCCAAGACAAGAUUGCGGCUGUUGCUCUGUUUGGAAACCCUUACUUCAGAGCUGGGGCCCCUCAAAAUAAAUGCGGCGCGAGUUCCGGGAUGGGUAUUGCGGCCAUGGCGGGUGCCAAGAUGCCAGACCAGCUGACCGAUCGAGUGUAUGAUUGCUGCGUGCCUGGUGAUGAGAUCUGUCAGACCGCCGGGAGCAUUAUGGGCCAUCUCUCAUACGCUGGCCAGCACGAAAACGACGCAACUGAAUUCGUGAUCCAGAAGUUGAAGGCCAAGUUAUCCGGUGCGACUGGUGCUCAGAAGGGAAGCCCUUGAGCCCCAAGAUUCACUGUCUUUUACUAUACACUACUCUUCUACUUGAACACUCUUUGGUACUUGCGAUAUCAUGUUCGAAAACCACAAAUUUUUAGAUUUUUGUAAAACACGGCCUGGUGCCAUGAGCUCUUGAUGAAAUCAAAAUGUCAACUUACAUAGGAGAGACAAGAAAUUAAUCCGGAAGAAUCAAUCAAGCGCUCUAGUCCGCCAGGCUUG